AUGCCAUCUAAUAUACAAUAUAACACGCCAAUGCCACUUUAUUCACGUGAAGCUGCAGAAGAGCAAUAUAAACAGCAAGUUGGCGCAGGACCAGAUCAUGCACUUGGCGCAAAUGACCGACAUUUUAAUCCUGAAGUUUCAGAAACAUUAAAAGUAAUAAGAGCUGGUGAAAAUGAUACAUUUGGCCAACAUUUCAAUGAGUUAAUAGCACAAGCGGAAAUCCCACACAUACCACCAUCACAGGAACCAUAUUGGGCUCAUGCAGCACGUAGUCGAAGUGAACGAGCUCGUUCAAUAACACCUUCUGCUACAAAACCAUAUUAUGCACCUCAAUAUUCCACUUUACAACAUCCAAAAAAACGAAAUGAAGAAAGAUCAAUAAGACGAGGAUAUGAAUUUGGUGGAUUAGAUUAUGUUGAUCGAUCACGAUUAUCAUCAUAUAAUUCAUCAUACAUUUAUCAUAAUGAUAAUGAUGAUACAAGGAGAUAUCAUAAUGAGCAUAAGACAAUAAUACCUGGAUAUGAAAUGGGUGGUAUGGAUUUUCGAAAAGGUGAAAUAAGCACAAAUGGUUCAUACCAUGGACAUGGACCAGAACAACGUCGUUUACAUUCAAAAUUUGAUCAUACUUUGUUGAAACGUGAUGAGAUGAAUAUUGAAAUAGCACCAAAUGUUGAUCAUGUAUCAGCUGAUGUCUUAAUUGGUGAUACACGAUCUAAUCAACAUCUUACUAAAAAUGAACAACCUGAUCAUCAUUUUGGUACAUCAUUUGGACCAACAGCUGGUUUCAUUCGUCAACAUCGUACUGUUAAUCGUCAAGAAGAAAUCACUAGACCAACAACAUUUAGUUUAUCAGCUAAAGUAGAUGAUCAUUUACCAUAUCGGAGAAAUGAUAACAACAAAAUAAAUGAUAGCUGUUCAAUUUCACCAACAUAUCAUCAUCGAACAUUUCAGCCAUCAACAAAUUUUACUGGUUAUACAUCACAAACAGUUACGAAUUAUUCAACAAAUGAUAUUAUUGGUAAUAAAAAUGUUGAUAUUGAUAGAGAUAAUAUAUCAUUUCAAAAGAUAGAACAACAACAACAACAACAACAACAACAGCAAUCAUGGAUUCGAUCACAUAAUACAGUACCAGCAGAAAGAUACGAAUGGGCAAAUGAGAAUGCUGAGAAAGAGGUGACAAUUGAGACAUUAUUGAACGAUAAAGCGCUGAUUGCACAAAAAAAAUUGAUGACCCCAGAAUGGCAAUCAAGAUCUUUCGAAAAGCAUAAACAUUGGAAGAACAGGUCGGACCCUCGCUUUACCCGCUCCCAGAUGUAUGAUUAUGAACCUAUGUGGACACGUAUUGUGAAUGAUCGACGUAAUAUUUGGGAAAAAAAAGCAAGAAAUACUGAUGCUCGUCUGCAAAUACCACCUUCUUCGAAAAUUCCACCACAACAACCACCACACUGGUAUAAUAGAGCUAACCAGACUCAUGCAUUAUGGCAAAAUGAAGCUGAUCGACAGAAUCGUGAAGAUGGUAAAUAUGAUGGCGGUAAUAAUUAUACGAAUUAUCAUCGAGAACAACACAAGUAUGAUAAAUCAACAAUUAAUGAUUAUGAUAGUUUCAUAUCACAAACACAUUAUACAACACAUACGGAUAACGGUGAUAACGGUACCAAAAGUGCACAACAGAAUCAUACACAAUAUCAUACUUCCUAUUUAAACAAUCAACAACAACAACAAUAUAUAUUAGAGCAUGGAAUACCAGUUAAACAGAGUACACAUUUAACUUAUGCCCCUGUAUCUAUUGGAUCACCACAUCCGAUAUCCUCCAGUACUCAGCAACAAUCAUCCACAUGGCAAUCACAAAGUGGCAGUUCACGUUAUGAAGAAAAAUUGCAUGAGUAUUCAACGGAAAGAUUGAUAAAUAAUCAACCAAUCACAUUACCGGUAACAAAUGCAGUCGACAGGUAUGCUAUUGAGAAACCAAAUUAUCAACGAAAAACACAGCAUGAAACUGCUGCACCAUAUAAUUCAAUUGUAUCUGUUAUGCAAGGUAGUGGUGAUUUCAAUCGACGUGUUGAAAUGUCUGAGGUAUUACCUCGAGGUACAGUAGCAAAUACGGAAGCAAGUUUAGAAGGUAAUUACGUGGAUAAGGAUGGUCAACCUGUAACGUAUAAGCGUGAAAUUGUGACAAGCGUUAAUCCGAAUAGUGAAAGUACGCUGCUUAAAGAAGAAGAAAGGCGUAUUGUUGAGACACCACUUGAACCUGGUGUCAUUUCCAGACAUGUAACCACAAAAUAUUAUAAAAAGAAAACUGUAACCGAUACGACAACGACAAAUACCACCGUUCAUUGA
This is a messenger RNA of Brugia malayi, 2337 nucleotides long. RefSeq lists its product as uncharacterized. NCBI's taxonomy places the organism in Eukaryota, Metazoa, Nematoda, Chromadorea, Rhabditida, Onchocercidae. The transcript is spliced from 9 exons. The coding region runs from base 1 to 2337 and encodes 778 amino acids. The record is from RefSeq and is a predicted model, not a curated record.